Messenger RNA from Aplysia californica (California sea hare), 3819 nucleotides. Its product is annotated as biogenesis of lysosome-related organelles complex 1 subunit 1. Gene Ontology annotation, cellular component: BLOC-1 complex. The transcript is spliced from 5 exons. Gene Ontology annotation, biological process: endosomal transport. Bases 216 to 578 code for a protein of 120 amino acids. NCBI's taxonomy places the organism in Eukaryota, Metazoa, Mollusca, Gastropoda, Aplysiida, Aplysiidae. The record is from RefSeq and is a predicted model, not a curated record.
AAAAAUAUUUAACGAAUAUCGAAGUCACGAGAUAAACACAGCCAACGAAGUCAAUAUUAUCGCACACGAACGUCGAAGAACGCCCUUUUUUAGCAGCCAAUGUAAUAAAAUUUAGAGAAUUUGGAUAUUCACAUGGUCAGACAACAGACCUUUGCAAUCCUUAUUUCAAGAGUACGAAAAAUAAAAUCAGUUCUUGUACAAGUAGAAAAAGAAGAAUGUUGUCGAACCUGGUGAAGCAGCAUCAAGCAAGACAACAAGCUCGCAAAGAACUGCAAGAGAAGCGGAAGAGAGAUGCCAUAGUUGCUGCAACAGCCCUCUCCCAUGUGCUUGUUGACCAUUUAAAUGCUGGAGUAGCUCAAGCAUACGUUAACCAGAAGAAACUGGAUACGGAGACCCGCAUUCUUCAGGCCAACGCUGCUCAGUUCUCAAAGCAGACCAUGCAAUGGCUCAAACUAGUGGAGGAUUUUAACACUGCUUUAAAGGAAAUUGGUGAUGUUGAAAACUGGGCGAGGAGUAUUGAGACAGACAUGAGGACCAUUUCUAGUGCUUUAGAAUACGCCUACAGGAAAAGUGAAUGACCAAGGUGAAUCAUGUUUCAAAAUCAUUGAGCCAGAAGUUCAUGUUGCGUUCUGUCUGAAGAAAUGGACUUUUCCGUGAUCAUAAAUUUUAAAUAAAUUUUUACAGCCUUCUUGAGCAAAAUCUAGACAGUUUCCAUUUAAUAUAAUAGUUCCCAUAAUGCUUCAAGUUCUGGCAUCUCGAAGAGUGCUGCUAAAUGAAGACAUCAGAGUCUGGAUAACGGAUAGUGAACUGACUGCAAUAUUUUUUUUAUUUUAAAAAUUAGAUCAGAAUGCAUACCUUGAAAGUGCUAUGGUGCUAAAAAAAAAUACUUUUGUUUCAAAUUUCUGUUUCAUUGAGUGGUUUUGAUUUAACUUUAUAUUUCUUUGAUUCACUGUAAAUAUAGCUGUCUGCAGUCAUUGAGAGAAACCAAGUUGUCUUUCAUGGAAAAGCACCCCCUAAAUACCUGUUUUUAAUUUCAUUUGUUGUUAAAUUUACUGACAGUCAUCUUUUUAGAUGCCUUAUUUGAUUAUACUUGAUUUCUCCGUGAAACAGUAAUGAUAACUUAUCUAUUUAUCAACGCCUCAAUUCACUUGAUUUGUCAUUAUGGAUAGAGUGGUGUGGAAGUUCCUGUGUUGAGUGCAAUAUAAUGAAUGUAAUGACGUUUGUGCAUGUAUUGAUUGCUGUUAUUAUUUUUUUAAACCUUUAUCUCUUAGGUACACAUAUUUUGUUUGCUUUCGAGGGCAUCAAAGAAACCUCGUUGUAAUGGUGUACAUGAUGUGCCCAUCAAAUGCUUUUGGAAUAUUAAUUUUAUAUCCUUCAAAAUAGUUGAUUGUGUCACAUGGCCAAAUCUCUUGUGUAUGGACAUUCAAAACAUUUUUGUUUCACAUUAUUCAUUUACUUUUAUGUUCACAAAUUACAAAAAUGUACUUCCAUCAGUUAUGAGUUACUGUAUAUCAUCAUGUAUAGGAUGCAACUUUUUACCCAAAAACCAGGGUUUCAAAGUCGCCCAGUAUCUUAUCCAUGAGAAAUUAGAUCCAAAAACUGGUGGGAGCUGACCCAGCGAACAAAUUCCCAAAUUAUGUGACUUACAUGACAGGGAUGAUGCAGUUGAGAUGAAUAAUAAUAAGAUCAGAGACCUUUUGAAUGGUGACAAUGAGGAGCUGUUAUUCCGUACAUGCAUCAGUUCUUUUUAGUUUGGCGUUCUAUAAUUUAUCAAAUGGGCAAGUUUUAAGUGAUGUUGCUUGCCAUGAAAAAGUUUGUGCGUCUUAUCUAAUGAACAUAUUAUGAUUUAUACAAAAAUUUUGACUGCCAAGUCCAUGUGGGGCUUAUCUGCACAUUUGUCCUGUAUGUGAUGAUAUACGGUAUGAUCUUUUUUUAAAGAGACCUUUAAUGAUAUGGUGAUAUUGAGAUGUUUUGAGCCUCAAGAUGAACUUUGUUCAUAAGUAAAGAGAAGAAAAAAUAUGUUGACCCCAAACAUUAGUAUAGAAAGCAGAAACUCUCCUCGAGUCCGCACAAUUUAUGUAGUUCCAGUACAUGAGUAAAUGAAAUGUAGAGUGCAGUAGCGUAGCAGUUAAUGUUUUAAAAGGUUUAUGACUUACUGUGCUCUCCACGGUAAAAACAUAUAAAACGUGAUAGCUAAUAAAUAUUUCAGUAGAGCUGAACUUGCAUUUCACCUUAUUUCUUUUUUCAAGAAUAGAAUUUAUAAUACUUGUACUUGUAGUGGAUGUACAAAUGUACCAGUUAUUUUUAGGUGGACUAUCCUGUCCUCUACUUUUUUUUUAUCCUUCAUCGCUACUUAUGUUAGAUCAACUGGUUGACAGCUUUAAUUUCAUCUGAAAUUUGUUCAGCCAUAUUUACUUUUGGAUUUUGUCAGAAUAAUAGGCUGGUGAAAGCGUCUUUUAAUAUAGAUCUAUAUGUUUACUGUAUGUGCUUGUCGGGGAUAAACCAGGGUGUUCAGGAGGUCUCUAGUUCGCAGUAAGAAUUUGGGAAAAGCGGAGAGUGUGUCUCUUAGUGUAAUUUUUGUAUAUUACAAGUUACAGUGGUUCUUUAGGCAAAUGUUUUAUUUGAUAAGUGACUACUGAAAUUCUCCUCUAAGAUAUAUUUUUACAGAAUGUACGAGGCUCCAGAAAUAUUGUAUACUGUAAAACCCUAAUAACAUGACACUCACAGGACCUGAGAAUUUCUUCUUGAUCUUGUGUUAAGCAGAUUUCAUGUUAUAGUAGAGGAAUAAGAAUGUGGAUUUGAAAUCCUUUCAUAGUUUCAGGGAUUUCAUGUUGAACAAAGUUUACUGUAUAGUGGUUUGAAGACUUAUGAGGUUUCCUGGAUACCAUCUCAUCCACUUUGUGGAUCUUCCGUGUAAAGCAGAAACUAUAGAAUAGAUAGUUAUAGUAGAUUAGACACAAGUCGGGAGGGAUGUAAGAUCCACAAAGAUAUCUGAUUAUGUUGUAGGAAGUGGUGAGUAAACCAUGUGAUAUAAUAGUUUAAUCAGUUACCAUAUUGUUGAUGUGCAUGUUCAGCAAGCUGUUCAAAUGUACUAAGCUCAGAAGAAAAAAAAAUUCAGUGUGAGAGAGAAAAAUUAUUUCAUUCUGUUAACAAUCUUACGUUAUGUUAUUGUUUGUUGGGUUUUUGUUGUUGUUGGUUUUGGUGUUUGUUUGGGGGGGGGGGGGGUUGUUGCUUUUUUCAACAUCUAAAAUUUGAAAUUUAAUUUAAUAUUUUUUUUAGCACUCAUGCUGCCAAUACCACAGGUUAAGUAACUGGCUUUAACUUUAAAAAAGAAUUUCUAAAUUUUGGGCUUAGUACAUGUGAACAGCAGGCCGCCCACAUGUUGUUAUGUAAAGCACUGUGUCUGUUGGUGGAGGAUGUAGUUAUGUAAAGCACUGUGUCUGUUGGUGGAGAAUGUUGUUAUGUAAAGCACUGUGUCUGAUGGUGGAAAAUGUUAUUAUGUAAAGCACUGUGUCUGUUGGUGGAGAAUGUUGUUAUGUAAAGCACUGUGUCUGUUGGUGGAGAAUGUUGUUAUGUAAAGCACUGUGUCUGUUGGUGGAGAAUGUUGUUAUGUAAAGCAUUGUGUCUAUUGGUGGAGAAUGUAGUUUGGAGUGACUGAGUUUAUUUUUAUUGCAACCAGAUUUCUGUCAUGCCCUUUUUAUGAUUGUUUUGUUUUGUGGGUCUUGAUUUUAUUAAACAAAAAUAUUUUGAAAUAAUAUAUUUAUGAUUUUCUUUCCCACGGUGCGUGCGGAAGAGCCAUUAAAGAAAAUCGAAAUUACA